AUGUCUGAACGGCGAGGCUUGGAAACAUCAAAGUCGACGGAAAUACUGAUGGGAUCUGAAAUAGGUCGCCGCUCUCUUCACGUUCAGAAGCAUGAGUGCUCUUCUUGCGGCUACCCUGCUGCCAAGAUCCGCAAGUACAACUGGUCUGAGAAGGCUAAGCGAAGAAAGACGGUCGGCACUGGCCGCACUCGCUACCUCAAGGAUGUGUCUCGACGAUUCAAGAACGGUUUCCAGACUGGUACCCCCAAGGGCGCUCGAGGCGCUACUGCCGAGAAGGCCUAA
This is a messenger RNA of Fusarium musae, 282 nucleotides long. RefSeq names its product 60S ribosomal protein L37 (gene RPL37). Bases 1 to 282 code for a protein of 93 amino acids. Gene Ontology annotation, cellular component: cytosolic large ribosomal subunit; ribosome. The transcript has 2 exons. Gene Ontology annotation, molecular function: structural constituent of ribosome; RNA binding. Gene Ontology annotation, biological process: translation. The record is from RefSeq and is a predicted model, not a curated record. Lineage: Eukaryota; Fungi; Ascomycota; Sordariomycetes; Hypocreales; Nectriaceae.